Messenger RNA from Aspergillus brunneoviolaceus CBS 621.78, 548 nucleotides. RefSeq lists its product as uncharacterized. The record is from RefSeq and is a predicted model, not a curated record. Bases 92 to 388 code for a protein of 98 amino acids. NCBI's taxonomy places the organism in Eukaryota, Fungi, Ascomycota, Eurotiomycetes, Eurotiales, Aspergillaceae. The transcript is spliced from 2 exons.
CUCAGUAAACCCGCAACAGACACCAUAAAACAUCUCACUCUCAGCGCAUCCUUGGGAAUCUUUUUUAAAGAGUCCAUUCUCAACCACCAGAAUGAGAACCGCUUUCCUCUCCGCCCUCUCCCUCCUCACCCUCAGCGCCGCAGCCUUCAAUGUCUCCGUCACCUUCCACGGCGCAACCGAGGACGAGUCUUACUCCCUCCUCUUUCCUACAGACACCACUGCUGUGCAGAUCGACAACCCCAUGAUCGUGUACAGCAUCUCCUCCCCGGGCGGCGGCUUCUGCACCUUUGUGGGGGUGGAGGGCGAGGAUGUGGUAAUAUUUGCCGAGGACGAGGAGGCUUUGACGACUCCGCAGGCGAUGAAGUGGGGUAGUUGUGAUAACAACUGAGAGCUAGCUGAACAGAGCCAGAACCGCCAGACGGUGCUUUUUUUCCCAGAUGACAGAUGCAGGAAUGGGUUGGUUGUUAUAGGCCCUCUUGAUUGUACAAGUCGUGGAGCGAGGAUGAGAAUUCACACUCCUUUGAUACAAACACUUUAUAGUAGCCAAG